This is a messenger RNA of Lingula anatina, 1405 nucleotides long. RefSeq names its product endochitinase. The record is from RefSeq and is a predicted model, not a curated record. Gene Ontology annotation, molecular function: chitin binding; chitinase activity. Gene Ontology annotation, cellular component: extracellular region. Lineage: Eukaryota; Metazoa; Brachiopoda; Lingulata; Lingulida; Lingulidae. Gene Ontology annotation, biological process: chitin catabolic process; carbohydrate metabolic process.
AUGUGUAUGUGACACAGCUUGGGUGCCGGACUCUCCCUUUGUACGCGCAGCUGGUGCGAAAAAUAUGUUGUGCUAUUUCACAAACUGGAGUGUCUACCGUCCUGGAAUAGAUUGGUUUUCGCCGGACAAUAUCGACCCUUUGCUGUGCACUCACAUCAUCUAUGCGUUUGCCAACAUAGACUAUAUGGCUUUAACCAUUAAGCCGUCUGAUGCAUUUGCUGACUUGGACACCAACGGGGGGAAGGGCUUUUUUUCUAAGAUAACUACCAUGGCAAGGAAUCAUGGACACUUGAAGGCCCUUUUGGCCAUAGGAGGUUGGAAUGCCGGAUCUCACCCCUUUCUUCAGAUUACAGAGUCUCAGCAGAAGAUUGACAUAUUUGCUGAAAACGCAGCCAGUUUUUUAAUACUCCACGGUUUUGAUGGUUUAGACUUGGAUUGGGAAUAUCCUGCGAAUGCAAAGGACAAAUUUAAUCGUUUGUGCAGGACACUGCGUCAAAAAUUCGACCAAUAUCACCCCCGACUGUUGUUGACUGCUGCUGUUAGUGCUGGCAAGGGUAAUAUUAUGGGUGCUUACGACGUACCUGAAAUAUCGAAGCACCUUGACUUGAUAAGCAUAAUGACGUAUGAUUUUCACGGGAGCUGGGAGUCCACCGCCGGCCAUAAUAGUCCGCUGUACGCUAGAGCAUCUGAACCUUGGUGGAAGCAAACCGAGUUGAAUGUGGAUGCUGCCGUUCAGUAUUGGAUCCAACUAGGAGCCCCAAGACACAAACUAGUCAUGGGAAUGCCGACUUAUGGAAGAUCCUUCACUCUGAAAGAUAGCGUGGAGAACCGCAUGGGGGCGCCAGUAUCCGGGGCUGGCAUCGGCUAUAACUGGGAACAAGGAAUUCAGCCAUACCACGAGAUUUGUAGGAAGAUUUACCCUUAUGGUAGUUAUGAUGCAUUUUGGCACACUGAACACAAGGUUCCAUAUGCAUUUUCCUCUCUUGACUGGAUUGGGUAUGAUGACGCUCAGAGUAUCGCACUGAAGACCAAAUACGUAUUGGACAAUGGUUUAGCCGGCGCUAUGAUAUGGGCCCUGGACAUGGAUGAUUUUACUGGUCAAAAAUGCCCUACAUUCACUAAAUACCCUCUUCUACGGACCAUCAACGCUGUAUUGGCGAACCCUUUCCACGCUGAUCAACUUCAGAUCCCUCAUCCCUUUGUUUCUGGAGGUUAUGAGGAUGGUAGCGGUGGGUCCAGUGGUGGUGGCAGCGGUGGGUCCAGCGGUGGUGACAGCGGUGGGUCUAGCGGUGGUGACAGCGGUGGGUCUAGCGGUGGUGACAGCGGUGGUAGCAGCGGCGGAACCAGUAAUGGAGAAUGGUGUUCUACUACAUAUUUGGAGUCUUGUCCUGCAGGUCGGAGUUAG